Molecule: messenger RNA, 408 nt
Organism: Ambispora leptoticha
Lineage: Eukaryota; Fungi; Glomeromycota; Glomeromycetes; Archaeosporales; Ambisporaceae
Source: the annotation of a GenBank genome assembly
AUGUCGAAAUUUCAAACACUCUUCUUCGUUAUUGUUGCUUUGUUCUUUGCCCUCGCUUGGGCUGCUCCAACUAAUCCACCGACGCCCGGAGGUAAAAUUAAGGUGACAGGACCCGAUGGAAGAUUUAAGUUUGAUUCAUAUCAAGCUGUUAGUUGGACUGCUGAUUAUGAUGUUCCAGAUAAAUGGAAUCGAAAAGUCGAUGUUUAUAUUGCGAGAAAACUUGGUAAUGGACCAGACCUAUUAAAAUACGUUUAUGUUGGUCGUUACAAUUACGGGAAUACCUGGGCUGGUUUCCAAGCCCACGUCAACCAAGGUGUAUACUAUGCCUAUGUGGAACUUGUCCCAACUCCUGAUGACCCAUCUACUGAUGUGUGGGGUACCGGGCCACUUUUCUUUAUUGAUUAUUAA